CGCAUUUACAAACAUUUGUUGAUGAUCAUUUAUAUGCCUAUAAUUAGCGUACAGUAGGCUAUUAGUGGGAAUAUAAUUAGAACUUUUAGAAAAACGUGCAUUGAUGGAGAGGUAGACUACUAGACAAUACACGUUGUUCCUCAUUUAUUGGGGGUGACGUCCUCAUUCGUGACUGUGAAAUUCGUGGUUCUAAAAGCGCGCAACUCACUGUCCACUUCUGUUCCCGAGUGGACUGGCGUGUGGAUUGGCGUGUGAAAUGAGUUGUAGCCCAUUGGGUGUUCCUGAAAGGUGCGACAGACAGUAGGCCUACAGAAACCUUAUUACGAACAAUUUGUCCAGGCGUGUACCACGCGCCCAUGGCUCCAGACAAUGCAAUUUUCGCGUUACUUUUAAGAAAUAUUUUUUUAUGACAUUCUAAGCAACUAUAACACAGAACUGUUACAAGGGCGCUGGCAGAUUUUCUCACGCGCUAUUGAGCAGAUGUAUGGUCUUAGUGUGUAUUGAGAAGAACAAAAGAUAUGAAAUUUCCACUGGAAAACCCUAGAAAACAAGUAAAAUUGGACCCGGAUCAACAAGUGGGGGUCCAGACCAACUUGGCCCCUCCCAAGAAGGUCCAAUCAGAGAUGAUCCAGUCUAGCCUUGUCCAGGCCAGUGUGGCGGCCAUGCAGAACCCCAUGGGCUGUAAUUCCAAGGGGGCCAAAGGCCACUGCCCCUUACCCCGGCUCUCCGUCUCCUCCCGCUCCGCCAGCGUGGUGGCCAGCAUGGACACAACCGGCGACCUCUCGGCCCUCCACUCUGUGAUGAAGUGGAAGACGGUGGUGGUGGUUUUUGUGGUGGUUGUAGCCUUCUUGGUGGGGGGCGGCCUGGCCUUCCGCGCCCUGGAGCAGCCCUUCGAGAGCAACCAGAAGGACAGCAUCACCCUAGAAAAAACUUUGUUCCUGCGGAGGCACCCAUGUGUCACGCCUGCUGAGCUGGAAGCACUGAUCAAGCAUGCCAUAGAUGCUGUCAGUGCAGGAGUCAGUCCGAUCGGAGACACAUCUUACAACUCCAGUCACUGGGACCUGGGAAGUGCCUUCUUCUUUGCGGGGACCGUGAUUACAACGAUAGGUUACGGGAACAUAGCUCCCAGUACGGAGGGAGGGAAGAUCUUCUGCAUCCUGUACGCCUUAUUUGGCAUCCCACUGUUUGGGUUCCUCCUGGCUGGCAUCGGAGACCAGCUGGGGACCAUAUUUGUCAAGAGCGUCUUGAGGGUGGAGAAGAUAUACAGGCAAAAACAGAAACAAAUAAGCCAGACCAAAAUCAGAGUUACUUCCACCAUACUCUUCAUCCUGGCCGGGUGCAUAGUCUUCGUCGGUGUCCCAGCGGUGAUUUUCAAACAUUUCGAGGGAUGGACGACUCUGGAUGCUAUCUACUUUGUUGUCAUCACGCUAACAACGAUUGGUAUCGGGGACUAUGUGGCAGGUGGGGAUCGGAAGAUCAAGUACAUGAAGUGGUACAAGCCCCUGGUCUGGUUCUGGAUCCUGGUGGGUUUGGCCUACUUCGCUGCGAUCCUGAGCAUGAUCGGAGACUGGCUCAGAGUGCUGUCUAAAAAGACCAAAGAGGAGGUGGGGGAGUUCAAGGUCCAUGCUGCUGAGUGGAAGGCCAAUGUGCAGAAUGAGUUCCGGGAGACGCGUCGGCGGCUGAGUGUGGAGAUCCACGAUAAGUUGCAGCGGGCCGCCACCAUCCGCAGCAUGGAGCGCAGGCAGCUGGGCCUGGAGCAGAGGACCCACUCGCUGGACAUGUUCUCCCCACAGAAGAGGGCCUUGUUUGUCAGCCUGGACCAGGGCUGCUUCAAGACCUCCUCCCAGGAGAGCAUUGACACCAAGCUGAAUAACUUGAGGUUGCGAGGGGCAGGGGAGCUUUGUUAUGAGCAGCGGAGAGGCAGCGAGCAGACACAGCAGGCCUCAUCAAAGGACGAUAAGCUCUUCAACCUCCGCUUCCGCUCCCUCACCAAGCUAACCAAGAGACCCAAGAACCGUGACCUGAAGAGUAACAUUCCUGAUGAUGUGCGGAGGACCUGCGAGGCAAUGGAGAAGAGGGAGGAGGACAUGGAGGAGGUGAAGGAGGAGGAAAGGGGCAAGAGGAAGAAGGGCAACACCAGCGUUACAAAUUUAGAAUACACAGACGAGCGCAUGAAUAAAUUGAACGGUUUUGUACUGGCUCAGGCCAAAGAGAGGGAGAACGCUAGAAUGUUGGAAGGAAUAGAGCUUGAGUCCCAGCUAGAGUGUGCAGAUACCGAGACUGAGUGAGAGAGAAUACUACUUUUUUUAUGUCUCAAAAUGUGCCUUGCUGUUGUUUCUACGUUAAGACUGUUCUGAGUAAAUCGGACUGUUCUGUUCAAAAUCAGUCAUUGUGCUCUAGCAAUGUAAAGACUAAUGUUGCCUAAAAGUGGAGAGAAAAGAAACCAAAGCUAGGGUCUAAUUUGGUGAAGACCUAUUUUCUCUUGGAUAGUACUGGACCUACCAGAAUCUCCUUUCCUUUUUAAAGAACACCCACUUGCUACCCAGCCCCACCCCACCCCCCAACAAUAUCCAACAAAAAAGACGCAACGUGGGAUAUAUCUUCUCCUUGUUAACUAAAGGUUAGUAAGUAACCCAGUGAACUAGUGUUUCACCAUCCCAAUUAAAUUUGUACCAACUAUAUAAAUCUUUACUUAUUAUUAUUCAUUUCACACCAGAUAUUUUUAGCCCAGGCUGCUGAAUUUGGUGUUCUAAAGCUGUCAAUAUAAAGUAUAGAAACUUUAAAGUUCAACUUUAAAGUUCAGGGCCAGUUGUCCUGUUGUAAUUUCAAACAAAUGAAAUGUACUGCAUUAACAUUUAGUACUUUUGAAGUGGAACAUCUAGAAAUUUAAGGGAUUUUAAGGGCUGGGGUUUAAAAACAAUUCAAUUAAAAAAUAUAUAUACUUAUGAGGUUUUGAGGGCCAUUAAACCCAAUUCAUUUCUGUACAUCAUAAGAAUGAUUUGUUAGUAUGACAUUUUGUUACUUUGUUCUUUGCUUGAAGAUGAUUUAAUUAUGAAUUAUUUUACACAGCAUACAGUAUGUAUGUGUGUACUGUAGUUUCCUGCAGUUUAAUGUUUUCUUUCACAGUAAAUGGAAUAUGACUUUUCUUGUCCACACCAUGUGCUGUGCACUGUAUGUGUUGGUGUUUUCCCCUCACACAGUCAGACGAUGCAUUGCAUUCACCCAGACCAGGGAAGGAACUUACCCUAUAGCUGUAUUCACUUCGCAGAUCAAUGUUUUUGGUCUUCUGCUAUGUCUUUGUCUCAUUGAUGUACUUCCUGAGGUUUUACUCAAUGAAAUGUUUGUCAAUUUGUUCCAAUUUGCUAUUUAUAUUAUUUGUUCAUUUUUAUUUUGUCCUAUUACGGAAUAGAGGUCUCGUAAUCAGAAACACUUUUUGAAUGGUGGCUAUACAAACUUUACUCUGUCAAAUACAAUUACAGAAUGUUUUCUGGUAUGAAUGAGGUAGCCUCCCCACUGAAAUUCGGAUUAAAGCACAUUUUUCUAAUUCAUGAUGUAACAAAUUAUUAUUGGAUUUUUAGUAUUUGGAACAUUGAAUUCUGUCUUUGGUCCCUGUGGUCUUCUGCAUAGUCAAAGAAGCUGUUUCUGUAGCGACUUAGGCUCACUCGUCAUAUCAAAACCACAACCAACAAUACUGGAUAGAUUGCACAGCAUGUAGUUCUGAUAAUGAAUAGCUACUUGUUUGUAACCUCUAAAAAAAUGGCUUACCAUGACAAUGACCUUUCUAAGAACCCGAGUGGAUUGUCUUUGCUCAGUCUUUUUUGUUGAUCACAAUUUAUUUGUGCAAACAUUGCAUCACAUGUAGUGAGUACCUUUCUGGGAAUAAAUAUCACUAAAGAAAAUUAAGCUACUUUUGUGAAAUAGUUUCUUAUCAAGUGUAUCAUCUGUGACUUCAUUCCCAUGUGUCUCUUAAAGUCCACAACCACCAUUAUUUCCAAAACUGUGAUUAACAUAAUUUGAUUUCUGAUUAAGGAAAUUAUGAGAUUUGACUUCCAGAACACUUUCACUUAUAGCUAGCUUUGCUUUCCGGUCACAUUGUUGACCUUAGGUGAACUGUAAGUAAAUCCAGGACAAAUUGUGAUGCCUAUAUGAUCAUAGUCAGUGGCGACUUGUCAUUCAGGGCAGGUGGU
Oncorhynchus masou masou (cherry salmon) is the source of this 4187-nucleotide messenger RNA. Its product is annotated as potassium channel subfamily K member 10-like. Gene Ontology annotation, cellular component: plasma membrane. Gene Ontology annotation, biological process: stabilization of membrane potential; potassium ion transmembrane transport. Gene Ontology annotation, molecular function: potassium ion leak channel activity; outward rectifier potassium channel activity. The record is from RefSeq and is a predicted model, not a curated record. The transcript has 7 exons. Lineage: Eukaryota; Metazoa; Chordata; Actinopteri; Salmoniformes; Salmonidae. The coding region runs from base 519 to 2288 and encodes 589 amino acids.